AUGUACAAGCCUGCUCCACCUCGCCCAAAGAAGACGAGCAUCACCCGCACGCGAACGGGAUGCUGGGACUGCCGCAGGCGGCGUGUAAAGUGCGAUGAGAGGAAGCCUAGUCUGAUGCUGCAGGCCAAUCCCGCAGAUGCCGUCCAAUUUUAUUCCGCGGCAUGGGAUUGGCAGUGCAUCCCUCACCUUGCUUUGAUGCUUCGCACUACGGAUGAUGCGUCCCUUCUCCGUUCGUCACCCCUCUUUGUGGACAUGAUGGCUGCCGUGUCCGCAAGCCAUCUCAGCCGGACGUCACCCCAACCAAGGCUGCUCAUGCCCACGGACGGGCAAAACUUUCGACCGGAUCCAGCGCACGAAUCCGUCAGCCAGGAGUUCUAUGGCUCCGUCAUGAAGAAGAUGGCACGGUGGAGCGAGCAAGACUUUGGUGCCUACCCAAUCCUUGGCCUGGCUGUUCUCACUCUCUUCUGUCUCGUCGAAUCCUCCAUGGGCUCAUUCCAAGCCUUCGGACUGCAUUCCGACGGCGCGGCCAAGUUGAUUGAUAAUUUUGCUACAAACGCUCUUGCUCAGGAUGCCCAGGCGUGCGCGCUGCUGGGACCUCUGGUGGAGGUUCGGAUGCAGAUGUGGUGGCGCAGGGUGUAUUUUGGCACGCCCGGCUUUCAUAGACACCGGCCAAAAGUGUCGCUCGACCCUGAACUCAGCAGUCUGACGGGGUGCCAGUCCCGACGCUCGUCGAUACUCCUGAGGCUGUGCGAGUCACAUCGCAUCAACAAUGCGGCCAUUAUCGCACACUGGGACCGCUACUCCGACAAUCUUGUAGAAGCAAAGAGCGCAGGAAAUGUGCAGCCAAGAAUUGACCCGUUCGAACGGAUGUUCGGACAGGAGAAAGAAAGGCUUGAUUCUUGGUGCCAAAUCUAUUCCUUUUCUGGCGAAAUGGAACAUGUACAAGCCACUUUCUAUGCGACCUCGGCGACGCUCGAAGUGCAUCCGCUACGUAUGGUCUCCCACACCGAGGCCAUGGAUUUUGCUUACUAUGUUGCAUCGCGAGUGCUGCAAUGCCCGGGGCCCCUGGAUAGCUUGACUCUCCAUAACCCAGAGGAGAUACGCCGUUCGUACACUGAAGUGGAGUCCUGGAUUUGCCUUCUCCUGCGCGUCGUGGCUGGUAUGAAUUGGAAGGACUGUGUUCGUUACAACAUGUACACGAUUGGAAUCACGGGCGUGUUGCUCGCCUGUCUGCUGCGUUCGCACGAUCUCCGCAUUGGGCUAUGGUGCGAGACCUGGUUGCAGGGCUGUUUGGAUGGUAGCAGUUUUGAGGAAGGGAGCUUCCCGGCUUUCCAGACGAUGAGCAUCAUACGCCUAAUCAAUAAAGAGCACAGCAAUGGGCGCGAUGUGUUUGGUCUCUUUCAGACGGUUGAAGACGGUGGUGGUUCAGGAAAAUUCGGCUCAUAUCAAAGCCAGGCCCUGUCGUCUUUGCUACUGUAUAGCAGGUGUAGGACGACAGGACGGCUGCUCUCACACUAUAUUUCUAUCUGA
Akanthomyces muscarius is the source of this 1530-nucleotide messenger RNA. RefSeq lists its product as uncharacterized. The coding region runs from base 1 to 1530 and encodes 509 amino acids. The transcript is spliced from 3 exons. The record is from RefSeq and is a predicted model, not a curated record. Gene Ontology annotation, biological process: regulation of DNA-templated transcription. Gene Ontology annotation, molecular function: DNA-binding transcription factor activity, RNA polymerase II-specific; zinc ion binding. NCBI's taxonomy places the organism in Eukaryota, Fungi, Ascomycota, Sordariomycetes, Hypocreales, Cordycipitaceae.